AGUCCUGAGCGCCCCGCCAUGGCCGGCGCCCCCGGGCCGCUCCGCCUGGCUCUGCUGCUGCUCGGGGCGGUGGGCAGGGCCGGCCCCCGCCCCCAGGGCACCACGGUGUCCCUCUCAGAAACAGUGCAGAAAUGGCGAGAAUACCGACGCCAGUGCCAGCGCUUCCUGACUGAGGCUCCACCCCCUGCCACAGGCUUGUUCUGCAACCGGACCUUUGACGACUACGCCUGCUGGCCAGAUGGCCCGCCGGGUUCCUUUGUGAAUGUCAGCUGUCCCUGGUACCUGCCCUGGGCCAGCAGCGUGCUGCAGGGUCACGUGUACCGGUUCUGCACGGCUGACGGCCUGUGGCUGCACAAGGACAACUCCAGCCUGCCCUGGAGGGACCUGUCCGAGUGUGAGGAAUCCAAGCACGGGGACCGAAGCUCCCCAGAGGAGCAGCUCCUGUCCCUCUACGUCAUCUACACGGUGGGCUACGCCCUCUCCUUCUCCGCGCUGGUCAUCGCCUCGGCCAUCCUCCUGGGCUUCAGACACCUGCACUGUACCCGGAACUAUAUCCACCUGAACCUCUUUGCAUCCUUCAUCCUUCGAGCACUGUCCGUCUUCAUUAAGGAUGCAGCCCUCAAGUGGAUGUACAGCACGGCCGCCCAGCAGCACCAGUGGGAUGGCCUUCUCUCCUACCAGGACUCUCUGGGCUGCCGCCUGGUGUUCCUGCUCAUGCAGUACUGCGUGGCAGCCAACUACUUCUGGCUGCUGGUGGAGGGGGUGUACCUGUACACGCUGCUGGCCCUGUCCGUCUUCUCGGAGCAGCGCAUCUUCAGGCUCUACCUGAGCAUAGGCUGGGGUGUCCCCCUGCUGUUUGUCAUCCCCUGGGGCAUCGUCAAGUACCUCUUUGAGGACGAGGGCUGCUGGACCAGGAACUCAAACAUGAACUACUGGCUCAUCAUCCGGCUGCCCAUUCUUUUUGCCAUCGGGGUGAACUUCCUCAUCUUUGUCCGGGUCAUCUGCAUUGUGGUGUCCAAACUGAAGGCCAAUCUCAUGUGCAAGACGGACACCAAGUGCAGGCUUGCCAAGUCCACACUGACACUCAUCCCGCUGCUGGGGACCCACGAGGUCAUCUUUGCCUUCGUGAUGGACGAGCACGCCCGGGGGAUGCUGCGCUUCAUCAAGCUGUUCACAGAGCUCUCCUUCACCUCCUUCCAGGGGCUGAUGGUGGCGAUCUUGUACUGCUUCGUCAACAACGAGGUCCAGAUGGAGUUUCGGAAGAGCUGGGAGCGCUGGCGGCUGGAGCACCUGCACAUCCAGAGGGACAGCAGCAUGAAGCCCUUCAAGUGUCCCACCAGCAGCCUGAGCUGCGGGGCCACGGUGGGCAGCAGUGUGUACUCAGCAUCCUGCCAGGCCUCCUGCAGCUAAGA
This is a messenger RNA of Sus scrofa (pig), 1412 nucleotides long. It is a transcript of the gene GLP1R, whose product is annotated as glucagon like peptide 1 receptor. Gene Ontology annotation, biological process: cell surface receptor signaling pathway; positive regulation of blood pressure; adenylate cyclase-activating G protein-coupled receptor signaling pathway. Gene Ontology annotation, cellular component: plasma membrane. NCBI's taxonomy places the organism in Eukaryota, Metazoa, Chordata, Mammalia, Artiodactyla, Suidae. Gene Ontology annotation, molecular function: glucagon-like peptide 1 receptor activity; glucagon receptor activity; peptide hormone binding. The record is from RefSeq and is marked provisional.